UAUAUAAAUUACUUUUAUUUGUGAAAGUGGAGGUCGGUUCCGGGGAGGGGAAUUGCUCGCUGAAUAGUUAUUCUGAGGUGGUUUAACGUCUCUCGGCUGAAGUGGAACCAUAUCGGGUUUCCGCUGAAGUCGCUUCUUUCCACGCCUGAACUUCAUCACCCGCGAGUCCGGAGCGUGACUCCAUAGCUACUGCCGCGGCCGCACUUCCGCUGCGCGAGGUGGCUAGAGGCGCGGACACGGAGAGCGGCGCGUUCGCCGAGGUACGCUUCCUUUUCGCCUGAGGCCGGCAUGUCGGAUGAGGAUUCGAGAGCCAGCACCAGCUCUUCAUCAUCAUCCUCUUCCUCGACCCAGCAGCCCAAGCAGAAAGGCGCCCCCACCAACAAACGGGAGGGCAGAGGCAGCAUGAGCAAGCCGACCAAACUGCUGUCGACCAGCGCGAAAAGGAUUCAGAAGGAGCUGGCCGACAUCACGCUGGAUCCACCGCCGAACUGCAGUGCUGGACCGAAAGGAGACAACGUAUAUGAAUGGAGGUCCACGAUUCUUGGGCCCCCUGGGUCUGUAUAUGAAGGAGGGGUCUUCUUCCUUGACAUUGCAUUCACACCAGAUUAUCCAUUCAAACCCCCCAAGGUAACAUUUCGCACAAGAAUCUACCACUGUAACAUCAACAGUCAGGGUGUGAUCUGUCUGGACAUCCUUAAGGACAACUGGAGCCCAGCUCUCACCAUCUCCAAAGUGCUGCUGUCCAUCUGCUCCCUGCUGACCGACUGUAAUCCUGCUGACCCUCUGGUUGGAAGCAUCGCCACCCAGUACAUGACGAACAGAGCAGAGCACGACAGAAUAGCCAAACAGUGGACCAAACGGUACGCGACAUAGGCAGGCGGCCCCAGGCACCCGCGCGGAGCCUGUGCUUCGACAGCUGCUCAUGGAACGCCAACUGGGUGGGGUGGGUGGGUGUAAUUUCUAUUGCCGAUUUUUAUUGCAGUCUUUUAUUGCCCGCUGACUGUUGGGUUUCACCAUUGUAAGUCAUCAUACUCCUGCUAGACAGUAAAAACAGCAAUACGCUAGAUUUGUCAGUUACUCUUUGUGUUCAUGGAUUUCAGUGAGUUUGUGCUUUUGAAAUUUAAAAAUACAUUUUUACAUUGACUACUUGUAAAGAAUAUUAAAGCUUAAGUUUUUCCUGUUUGGAGAUUUUCAGUUAAAUAUGAACAUUUUAAUAAAGCCUUUUGAUGAAUAAUUCAUUUAUUACAAAAAACAAUAUUUAAUAUGCUUGGUUGCCAGAGCCUGUGGUCAUUCAAAAUUUUCCGUUCUGGUUGUUUGUGGAGACAAAGUAAUGUAUUUAUUACGACCGUCAUUAUUUAUUAUUGAUACAAGAAAUUAGGAAUGUUGGGAUGUGACAUGAAGUCGGCUACAAAGUGAACUUAAAUCCUGUAUCUACUCCAUACUCCAUUUUAAGUGCAUGUGGAACUGCUAAUAAGUUUGUUGUAAACCACUGGAACUGUAAUUUGAACCCCACUCCCCCUUGGAUGUUUUGCAUUAAAUUUUAUUCUUAAAAUUUAAGGGAAGUGUUCAGGUCUUCACACUUUUUUUUUUUUUUUUUUUGCUAUUGAAUAUUCAAAAUUGACUCUGAUAUGAAUCACUUUACCUUCAUUGUCUUGUGAAUGAGACUUGGAGUUUUCUGAAAGAAUAACAAUGUGUAAAUGCUUAACUGUAAAUGAUGUUUUCCCAGUAUCAAAUAAAACGUGCGUGCUUUUGCAAUGUAAAUAUUGCAAAGAAUCUUUAUUAAUAAAUUAGGGCAGCAGAGCUUAAGAACGCUAAGUAAAGAUCCCUGGCUCCUGGUCCCAGGAGGAGCUCUGCUUUGAACAAAAAAUACAGGGGUUUUCCUGCAUAGUCACCAGAUGGCUGUAUACAUUUUCACCAGUGAUAAAGAAGCUUUAAGACGCAGUCUGGGCGAUAUCCCCCACACCAUUUCUGUAAUCAUGUCCUCACAGCAUUCUCAGCUUUAUUUCUGGAUGCGUAGCGCUGUCCUUGAAGGUCGUCUUUUGGUUUUGGUAUAAGUUUGAAGUUGCAGGGUGCCAAGUAUGGGCCGUGGUGGAAGAGGUAGGAUGUGGAGAUUCAGCCUCAGUUAUUGCUUCCAUGGUGGUCAGUGAAGUGCAUGGCUUGGCGUUGGCAUGUUUCAGGAUAAACUCUCUUGCCCCCUCAAUUCCUUCAUAGUUUUAUUUAAACCUUUGAGCAAAAAUGUGUUAGACCUUCAUGAAGGCAACUUGAAAUGUAAUGUGAUGGCUCCACAAAACUUCUGCAUCAUUGGCGGUUAUCUGGUGACUGGAAGAACAAAUAUAAGUAAAGAUUAAAGAGCAUAUUGGAAGAAUUGCUUAUUCACAUAUUCCAAUCCAGCUGUGAGUAAUAGGGAUGAGGCAUCACUUUUCAUUCAAUCCUUGUAAUUAUUUUUUGUAAGAUUGCUUUGGAUUAGUGUCCACAAUUGAACUAAUAUAUUUUUAAUGAACAGAGCUACUUGUGCUUUUUCUUCCAGCCUGCAUCUGUCAAUUGCUGCAUUUUCCAAUGUGAGUCUGGUCUCCCCAUCUAAAAUAAAGCAGGUUUUUUUUU
Brienomyrus brachyistius is the source of this 2601-nucleotide messenger RNA. Its product is annotated as ubiquitin-conjugating enzyme E2 E1. NCBI's taxonomy places the organism in Eukaryota, Metazoa, Chordata, Actinopteri, Osteoglossiformes, Mormyridae. Bases 289 to 873 code for a protein of 194 amino acids. Gene Ontology annotation, cellular component: nucleus. Gene Ontology annotation, molecular function: ubiquitin conjugating enzyme activity. Gene Ontology annotation, biological process: protein polyubiquitination. The record is from RefSeq and is a predicted model, not a curated record. The transcript has 6 exons.